This is a messenger RNA of Metopolophium dirhodum (rose-grain aphid), 2043 nucleotides long. RefSeq names its product 40-kDa huntingtin-associated protein-like. The transcript has 7 exons. Gene Ontology annotation, biological process: vesicle cytoskeletal trafficking. Gene Ontology annotation, cellular component: early endosome. The record is from RefSeq and is a predicted model, not a curated record. NCBI's taxonomy places the organism in Eukaryota, Metazoa, Arthropoda, Insecta, Hemiptera, Aphididae. Bases 901 to 1830 code for a protein of 309 amino acids.
UGACGUAGUGACGUCCGACUUUGGUUGACGGCAUAGAUAAUUUACUUGUAUAUGAUAUUAAUAAUAUGAUCUAAGGCCUAAGCACAGUAUAAAGCAGUACUUAUUAUUGAGUAUGAACUAAAAAUACGGUCGUCCACUCAUCCGUAACCGGCUAAUAUUAGUUGCAAAUAAAUAAUAUUCAAGUUUGAUAAUAUAUUAUCAGUUUUACUUUCUACGUUAACUUCACGGACUAAGAUAUAAAUGUAUAAUGAUAUGAUUAUAUUGUUCUAUGAUAUAAUAUGAUAUAAUGGACUGGAAACGAAAUGGUCGGAGGGGGUCGAGGGACGGCCACGAAAAGGUGUCACUUAGCUGAUAAGAAUACUGUUCUUGAAGUUUCCAACGCUACCGGUGGGUUUUAUUUGGCUACACAAUUUGUAUCUCGGUCCGUGUAAAUGCAGAGGGCGCUGUGAACUCCAGGAACACAGGCGACCCCUCGCACUUUGCCUCUUUUACAUACAUUCGUGGCCGUGAUAAGCUGCUCGUUUCCAGUCUAUUAUAUCUUAAACCGUGGUAUAAACAAUGUUUAUCUAUCUCGAAUCUUGAUGCAGAAUAUUCCGUGUCUUAUAAGCACGGUUAUCUACUUGAAGAUAACCGUGGUUAUAAGCUCGAUAAUUGUUAUCUACUUGAAUUUGAAUACUUGAUAGUUGAUUUCUAUUUGUAAAUUGUAGGUAUCUCACUCUAUUUGUCAAUAUAUUAUACCCAUUGGCUAUUAUAUUAUUUAAAAGUUGUACAACACAUAGGCACUAUAUAAAAUAUAGUCAAUAACUCAAUUACCACCGUAAAAAUCCAUUGAUAGUUGAUUAUUGUAUAUACCUACCUAUUAUAAUUAUAUACCUAUAAAAUAGUUAUUCGUUUUCUAAAAUGGCCAGUUUCAAUAAUCCCGAAGAGAUCAUUUACCAUUAUAAGAUCAUACUAAAUAAAACAAAAAAAAAAUUAUUUAGAAAGUUAAAUACACUGGAGCCUAGUGACCAAUUUGCUAAACUAGCAAAUUUUUGCCAAAAGAAUGAUAAACAUGAUUAUGCUGCAUUGUGUUGGCAAGCUGUGGCUAAAUGUGAAGAGUCGAUGGGUCAUAACUGUGAACAAGCUCUUGCUCAUCAGAAGGCAGCCCGCCAGUUUUUUUCAGAAUUUAAGAAGACUGAAUCAUCUGGUUUAAUAUCUCCUUAUAAUGAAAAUUUACAAGCUGGGCUAAGUGAAAUGCGACAUGCCGAGGAUAGUUGGCAAGGGAACUCGUUUGAAAAUAUUUUGAAAACUUCGAUUCGUCUUGAAACAGCUGAAACUCUUGUAUGUUUAGGUAAAUUAGAUGAUGCGGCUUUUAUUGGGAGUAGUAUGAUUGAUGUGCCACAUGAAAGUCAUACACUUAAAUUGGCUAUUCUUGAACAAAUAACUUCCAUUCAAAUUCUUUCUGAAGAUUAUGAAGGGGCACUGUUAACAUUCACAGAAAUUGCAAAUACUAUUUCUUGCAUAGACAAUGAAACCAUUGGCAUUUAUAAUGAUAUUUUAUUCAGAUGCGAAAUAUCACGAGUAUUCUUACUGCUUAUACUGAAACCCACUCGCCAAAAAAUGCCAAGUGAUUUAGCUUCAGUAUUGGAGAAAUACAUGUGGAUUAAUGGAAAUUUUGAUUCUCCAGUUCCUUAUAUAUCAGAUAUAAUGUUCCGUCUUCUUCGAUCUUUGGUUAAAGCAUAUCAACUUGGUGAAACUACCUGUUUAGGUACAAUUGAAUCUGAUUUUACUCCUCAUUUAACAUCAGAACAAAGACAUUUAUUAGCGGUAUUAAUCAAUACACUGACAUAGUACUAUUUUGUACUACCUAAUUAUAUUUUAUACAUUUUAUUAUGUUUUAUUGAUUUUUAAAAACUAUCAAUAUUAAUUUGUUAUAUUAUAAAUUAUAUCUUAGUCUAACUGUUUUAUACUAGAUUUUAUAUGCUAAAAUUGUUAUUUUGUUGUAAACAUUUUAUAGAUUAUUAAAAAUAGGAAUUUAUUCCAAAUAUACUAUUUGAAAAUUAA